CUGGAGCUGUGAUCCUGGAGAGCCCUGCCCUUCCUGUGACUGGGGGAGAUUCUGUGACUCUGCGCUGCAGAUAUCAGGGAACUCCCUCUAACCUCACAGCUGAUUUCUACAAAGAUGGAUCCCUCAUCGGGACUGAGACUACAGGAGAGAUGACCAUCCCUGCAGUAUCCAAGUCAGAUGAAGGACUCUACAAGUGUACCAACUCUAAAGGAGAAUCACCAGAGACCUGGAUGACAGUGACAGAUAUAUCUCUUCCUGACUCUCUGAGUGUCAGUCCUGACAGAUCUCAGUUCUUUAAAUAUGAGUCUGUCUCUCUGAGCUGUGAGGUUCAGGGGAACUCUGCUGGAUGGAGAGUGAUGAGGAACGCAGAGAGAGGAAAGCUUUCAGAGUGUGUUACUGACUGGGGAAAACAACAAGAGUCUUCAUGCAUCGUGUUGCUAAUACCAUCAGACAGUGGAGUGUACUGGUGUGAGUCUGGGUCUGGAGAACACAGCAAUGCUGUCAACAUCACAGUACAUGAUGGAGCUGUGAUCCUGGAGAGCCCUGCCCUUCCUGUGACUGAGGGAGUUUCUGUGACUCUGCGCUGCAGAUAUCAGGGAACUCCCUCUAACCUCACAGCUGAUUUCUACAAAGAUGGAUCCCUCAUCAGGAAUGAGACUACAGGAGAGAUGACCAUCCCUGCAGUAUCCAAGUCAGAUGAAGGACUCUACAAGUGUACCAACUCUGAAGGAGAAUCACCAGAGAGCUGGAUGACAGUGACAGAAUACUAA
Messenger RNA from Salvelinus namaycush (lake trout), 770 nucleotides. RefSeq names its product Fc receptor-like protein 5. The record is from RefSeq and is a predicted model, not a curated record. Gene Ontology annotation, molecular function: transmembrane signaling receptor activity. The transcript has 4 exons. Gene Ontology annotation, biological process: cell surface receptor signaling pathway. The annotation marks the transcript as partial. NCBI's taxonomy places the organism in Eukaryota, Metazoa, Chordata, Actinopteri, Salmoniformes, Salmonidae.